AGCUGACCUGGCUGCACACAACCACUCUCCCCAUAAACAGAGAGAGACAGAGACAUAGCUGCAAAGCAGAAACAGACAUUCUGAUCCCCCACCAGAAAGGGACAGGAAACCUCACAUCAAGGUAAUGACUGAGACAGAUUAACUAUGGAUUUAUAUAAAGAACAUUAAAUUUCUCACAAACACAGACUGAUACAAAUCUUUACUGGAAAAUGUAAAACUGAUUCAAAGAAUGACAUGUCUAUGAGAAGUUGUUCGCACUGGUUGCACUUAACCCUUUCAUGACAACAUCCCAAACUCCUUGUCCUGAAGGGGUUAAUAUUGGACAGGGAAGAAUUUGCAAGCAAUCUGCCCAGACUUCACCCCAGGAGACCCAUCAGUUCCUUUUGUACAGAUCUGAUGUAAAGAGGAACGGAUCUGCUCCAGUUUUAUCACAGCCAAGGCUGUGUUUGUGGGGGCUUCACAAGAAACAGAGAAGGUUCUAAUAUGGUUACGACUCUAGUGACAGAAAAGGGGACGGUAUAAUUUUAAGGACAGGUUAGCUGUAUUACAUUUUAAUCUUAAAAUGUUUGUGUGUAGGUGUGCGCUCACAAAUACAAGAUUUAAGGCAGCUGCAGGAAGUGAAAAUACUCAUAAAAUAGAUUGUUUGUUUUGAAUAACUAUAAAUAUGUUGAGAUUUAUUUAUUUUUGCCAGUUUAAUCUGCGUGCUGCCUUUUUUAAAUAAGAUGUUUAAUGUUGGUUUUAUUUCCAGAGACACAUUCUAGGAAUUACCUGUAAUCACUAAUCUGCUUCCUCGAGGUUGUAGAAUUAGUGCCGGGAGUAAAUGAACACACUUUAGUUUAUUAUUAUUAUUAUUAUUAUUAUUAGUGUGGACACAAGGACAGACACAGAUCAGAUAACUGAUUAUCAUUGUUUAAACGUUUGGCAGUAAAAGGAUCUUGGGGGUUCAAUAUUACUCACAAAAAAAUAAAAUUAAGAAGCUAAUUUUGUCAAACAAGUACAUAUUUUCAUUAAGAAAAUGUUACGUUUAAAAUAAAAUAACUGCAACAAACAUGUCUACACUGUUAAUAUGCUCAGGUUUUUGGGUGGAUAUUUACUGCAGUUUGUUUAAUACGAUGUUAGUGCAAGAGUGACGGUUUAAAUAACGGAUUCAAUGAGAUCGCUUUAUUCAUGUGACAGUUUACCAUUAAUAAAAGUUCCAUCAAAUUAACAUGUUGUAAAAACACAGACUGUGAAAUUAGAGACAAGACAAUUACCGCAAACAAUUCAAUCUAAAUUUCGAGAGGAAGACAGAGAGCAAAGCCUUUAUUGAGAUGCAAGAAAAAACGCCUCUCGUGUCCACUCCAUGUGCAGAUAUCACACAGUAAAGGGGACAGAUAACACGUGGGCUUCAAGGGAAUGUAGACAAUAUUUAUUAAAGGCAUCGAAGAGGAAAACAAUGAUCUGAUUCACUUUGAGUUCAGUUUUAAUCCAUUAGCAAUGUUUUAAUAAGACAAAGGAUACAGAAUCACAUUCCCAUUAACUGCAGGGUUCACAGGGACACCCGUUAAUGGGUGUGAAUUAACCCUUAGAACCUCCAAGAUUCGGGAGCAAACUUUAUAUUUUGGAGACAUAUGUUGUCUAAAUUUGAGUCUUUCAUGUGUUUAGCAGGUGCAAUUUUUUAAAAUAUUUUACGUUUAAUAAAUGUGCACAUGCGUCUUGCAUUGAGAUCACAUUUAUAGUGCUACUCCUGGUUUUACUUUGAUUCUCAAUGAAUACAUGCAUAAUUAUGAAUGGUUUCAUUGGGAAUAUAUCUAAAAACAGCUUUAAAAAAACCUGCAUUUCUCUUGCCUACAGCCUUUACAAGCCCUCCCCUUCCAACCCCUCCCAGACUUUCUGUGGCUGUCCAAUCACAGACUUCCCAAUGCAGCUCAAUGAGAAGUAUUUGCAAGGCAGGUGCUCUGGACAAUUGUUGCCUCUUGAGUUUAGUUCCACUGAGCUAAAAAACAGGUGUCUGAUUGACAGCAUGUGGGUGUAACAAGGUUAAUUUAUAAAAGUGCCAAUUUCACAAUGUAAGCUAACAGGAGGGUGGCUGGAGAUAUACAAAAAAAAUAUCACUUGUGUGUGUGUGUGAGAGCGAGUGUCUGGGUGUAUGUAUGUGUGUGUGUGUGUAUAUAGAUAGGUCGGUGUGCUCUUGUUUCAGUGUGUGUCUGCGUGCGCACACACAUCUGUGUCAGGAUGUGAAUUUCUGUGUCAGGAUGUGUGUUUUUAUGUCAAUGUGUGCAUCUGUGUCAUGCUGUGUACAUGUAUCAAUUUUUGUGUGUGUCAGGGUAUGUGUAUAUGUCAGUGUAUGCGUGUGUUAAAGUGUGUAUGUGUCAGUGUGUUUGUAUGUGUCGGUGUGCAUCUCUGUGUGUAUGUAUGGGUCAGUGUAUUUAUAUGUAUCGGUGUGUUAAUGUGCAUGCAUAUUUGUAUAAGUAUGUAUGUAUGUGCAUACAUCCAAGCAGUCAAACACCAGCACAACAUACAAGCACACUCCUGCAAUCUAACGCAAAUUUACAUCCACAUUUAAAAGUGAACAUUACAUCCAAACACACGCCUGUAUUAAAACACAAACUAUAUACAAGCAUCCCUUUAAAACACCUACACUGUACAUUAAACUAUAGUGCCAGUAAAUGCCGCAGCGCUGUACAAAUAAACAACCUAGAACUUUUGAUUUGGGGUGCCUCGGAAAAAUAUUGAAAUAUUAAAGGAUCGCUAUAGGGUCAGGAAAACUACCAUGUAUUCCUGACCCUAUAGUGUUAAAACCACCAUUUAGGUGGCUUGCACCCAUUUAGCCCCCCUAUAAAAGUUUAAAACUUACCUUAUUUCCAGCGCCGCGCAGGUCUGCCAGCGUUGGCUCUGCCCCCUUUGUGACAUCAUCAAAAUGGACGAUUUUUAGCCAAUCCAAUGCUUUUCCAUAGGGAAAGCACUGGAUUGGCUAAAAUUUGCACGGGCGGGGCAAAUGCCGUUUUGGUCAAUCAGGACCUCCUCUUAGAGAUGCAUUGAAUCAAUGCAUCUCUAUGAGGAAAAUUCAUCGUCUCCAUGCAGAGCGUGGGGACGCUGAACGGCAGGGCUGCUUACUAUGCAGCCCUGAGCCAGGAAGCCCCUCCAGUGGCCAUCUAAAGAGUGGCCACUUGGAGGUGUCCCUAGAGUUUCUGUGUCCGAUUUUAGUUCCAUGAGAUUCAUGCCCAAACACCGCCACCUGUGUUCAUGCAAACAAGAUGGCCGCCACCUCGUGGUUGUCCAUAGGAAUUGUGACCACCCAGACAAACAAUUAGAACACUGCGGUGAGAACUGUUCCAAGGUCCUGGUUCGUGCAUCUGUUCGGUUCCCAAACAGGAUAGCAAAAAGGCACGAACGAGGUCUAUUAUGAGCCUUUUUGCAUAGUCCUGAGACAGGAGGCUGGCAAACAGGCCCCUCCAGGAACCAGUGGUGAGGUUACGGUCGCCACAAGAGGGUUAUUCAGAGACUAGAUACAUUUCUAUCUCAGGACAAAGUAAAUAUCUGGCGAAUCAGCUCUGUAAUGGAUGGUAUACAAAUGUAUUUUAAAUGCCACAAAUCCAAGGGGAACAAUUACUUCCAAGGAUUUAUUGGUUUGUGUGUUUAUUUAUAUCUAUAUUUAAUAUAUAUCUGUUUGUGAGAUGUAAAAAAUAAAAUGAAAUGUAGUAAUUCAAACCACUUUAUCCUACAACUGAGCGCCUCCAUCUUAGCUCCCUCUCAGCCAUUUACACCUGGCAGUCAGAAUAGAGAGCUUACACAGAGGAGGAGAAAUUAAACAGGUUACGAUUUCUCCUCUUCAUUAGCAUAGUGUGCCCUGGCUGUGCCUUGUCUUAGCUUGAUUAACCAUUUGCAAAAUCGUUAAUAUAAAUUUAAAGAAAAUAUCUCAUAAAAAAAUGAAUAAAAAAAGUUAGCACAAGUUAUAGGUGAUUUUCAGUGUUUUAUUUAAUAACCAAGUCUUAAAAAUAAAAAGAACCCACUAAUUAAAUUAAUCCUUAAAAUCAGUCCUAUCAUUUAUAAAUGGAACCGGAUACCAUUCUAUUUGAGAAUGCACCCAGUCAGAUAAUAUUUCUUAUCAUCAGUAUUACAGCUAAAUAACAGAGUGAUACUUAGUUUGUUUUUUUAAUCAGUCAGCUACAGCGAGCUCCCAGCACAACAGGUUUCUAGCACAUUACUAGAACAUUAAGUGACAAUAGUUUGUAUUUAGAAAGAGCAGGCCCUGGGGCACUUAAUUAAAAAGGAGUCAUUCCCUUAUAAACUGAUAGAACCAGUGGAAUCUUCCUGCCAUUUGCUCCCGUUUAAAGGGACAGUGUAGUCACUUUUACUAAUCUCAUUGAAGUGGUUAUAGUGCCUUGAAUCCCCUGACAUUAUCCCUUCAUUCAGUGAUAAAUUAAUCUUAUUGAAGUGGUUAUAGUGCCUGGAAACCUCUGAGAUUAUCCCUCCAUUCAGUGAUAAACCAUUUAAUCUUAGUGAAGUAGUUAUAGUGGCAAGAAGUCCCCCAGCAUUGUACCUCCAUUCAGUAUUAAUAUAAUAUAGAAUGCACACUAUAAGAACUUCAAACAGUAAAUAUAAUCUGACUUUAUUAUGUACAAAAAAUCUUAGUAACAAACAAUACCAAAAUAAACAAAAUAAAAGAAAUAGAGGCAAUACAAUAAUACAAUGGUACAAUACCAAUAAAUCUUACAAGCCACGAGGUAGAAACACAAGUCACCAAACCCCCCAACGUUUCGGCACCAACUGGCUGCCUUUAUCAAGGGUACAAAUAAUUUUUUAUAUAGAUAUUUGGAUAUUUAAACAUUUAAGGGAGUGUUUAUAUGGUUUGCACCUAGCUAUUUAAAUAUUAUUGUGUCUCUCCAUGUGAUUUCGGUUUUUGAUCCAUUCAGUAUUAUCCAUUUUUGAGAAGUUUAACACUGAAUGAGAGUCCCUGGCUUCCCAUAGCUCCGCCCCCACUUGAGGUUUGGCUAUGUCUGAGAUUACUCACUUCCUUGUAGUCAUACCGAUUCAUACCAGCAUUGGGCACUGUGAUAGGCUGAAAGCAGUCAGCUGACCCUCUCAGCCAAUCACAGCUGCCCAUUGCUGUUCAGAAUAAGCAGCACACAGGGGAGGGGCUCAUGGGGGCUCUCGUUUUACAUUAAAAAAUUAAAUAUACUUUACCUCUGCAUGGAAGUACGGUGCAAGGGGACUGCUCUCAAGCACAGGCCUUAAUAAGCUCAGGCCUUAUUUUGCCAUUCACCAUGCGAUGUAUAACAUCACAUUUGCCCACCCAGAAUCCCUUGCAGUAGUGAGAGCACUGUUAAAGUGAAAUUUCUGUGGGAAAAGCAAGUCUUAUGGCUUGACUGGUGUGCAGAUUUUAACAUUGUAUUAACUAUCCACAGAUUUCAGGUGGAAGGGGUUUUCAAUCACAAUUAUUUCCGCACCAUAACCUUUUUGGGAUAUAAAAAAAUAAAUGUAAAAAAUUGAUUUCUCACCCCUCCUGGGUGGUAUGUUUAUUCCUCAUUCUCAGGUCCUCUACCAGAGGCCUGGGAGUCUGAGGGUUCUGCACAGUAUCCUCUGGACAGCGAUCUCAGAUGUCCCACCUGGAAUCUGUUGAAGCCUCUCCCCCCACUUGGGAGUCACAGCCCGAGUGCUCCAAUCACAACUGGGACUACUACUGCCUUCACUUUCCACAUCCUUUCUAGUUCUUUCAGUCCCUGGUAUUUCUCCAUCUUCUCAUUUACCUUCUUCCCAAUGUUAUAGUCACUGGGUAUUGCCACAUCCACCAUGACUGCAAUCUUCCAUUCCUUGUCUACCAUUACGAUGUCUGGUUGGUUGGCAGGCACUUGCUUGUCUGUUUCGAUCUUGAAGUCCCACAGGAUCUUAGCCCUGUCAUUCUCAACUACACUUUGUGGUAUCUCUCAUCUGGACUUUGGCAGGUCCAAUCCAUAUUCUGUGCAGAUGUUUUGGUACACAAUCCCAGCAACUUGGUUGUGUCUCUCCAUGUAUGCUGUUCCUGCUAAUGUCUUGCAUCCGGCUACUAGGUGCUGGACUGUCUCAGAGGCCUCUUUGCACAGUCUGCACCUUGGGUUUUGCCUGGUGUGGUAGACUCCAGGUUCUAUUGAUCUGGUGCUGAGUGCCUGCUCCUGUGUUGCUAGGAUUAGUGCCUCAGUGCUGUCUUUCAGUCUUGCCUUUCCAACCACUGGUAGGAGUUUGUCAUGUGAGCCACGUUCACAAUCUGCCGGUGGUACACCCCAUGGAGAGAUUGGUCUUGCAUCCUCUGCAUCCUCUGCAUCCUCUGUUGACGUCUCAGGCAUUCCUUUAGCAGUUCAUUUUUGGGAGCCAUAAACUCUGUUUCAUCCAGGACUGUGGCCUUGACACUCAACAGACUCCAUCCAGGCUGCAACCGGGCCGCACUGCUAGCGGUCCAGGGCUGCAUGCGGCCUGCGGUUGGACAGCCCUGCACUAAAACUUCUAAUAACAUUUUAAUGACAAAACUCAAUGCUGCAAACAUUUACAUUCACAUAAAAAUAAAGUUUGGCUAGGGAUUGGGUUUAUUAAACAGCGAUGGCUUAACCAGCCGAUGUCUCUGGGCCGUAUUUCCCAUUGUAUUCGGAAAGCCUAAGGCAGGUGUAGGCAACGUUUCAGCACACCAGAUGUUGUGGACUACAUCUCCCAUGAUUCUCUAGCAGCCACAAUGCUGGCAAAGCAUCAUGGGAAGUGUAGUGCACAAUAUCCGGAGUGUCAAAUGUUCCCUACCACUGGCCCAAGGCAAGCAAUAACGCCAAAUUUAGCCAUCAUUCCACUCAUUUUAGAGAACAAGAACCCUCUGACCUAGUUAGCACUUUGUGUUACCAAUAAAAACCAUUUUAUAUUCACUUUUACAGAUUGUUUCACAACAUCAAACAGCUCCAAAUGACAUUCUGUAAUUCUACAAUUAGCAUUUAUAAAUCCCCCCCCCCCCACAAUAAUAAAUACAUUCAAUGGAUUCCAGAACAAUAAAUGGCAUUAUCUCAUCAUUUCUUAAUAAUAAUAAUAAUAGAUUAUAUCAGUAGUUUCAUAAUUUGCUAUUUUACCAUCCGAAGCCAAAAUGUAUCCCCCAAUGGAAUAAAUCAAGCCAUAUAAAAAUUAUUCAUUAAUUCUCAUUUAAAAUGUACACCAUAGAGUCAUUAUUAAAGAUAGUCAUUAAAGCUGCAGGUGUCCGAUCUAUACACCAAAACCACUUAAUUAAGCUACAGUUGUUUUGGUGCUUAGAGCGCGCUAAGCCUGCUGUAAAGUGUGGUUUAUAUAGAUCCCAAGCCAACGGAUUCCAGGGAAAAACAUAUUUGAAAAGAAAAACUCUAAACGAAGAAACAGAAUGUCAGGAUAGCUGAAUAUCACAGACAGGUCUGCUUUAGAUGCAAUAAGAUUGUAUCACACCUAACGACAAGACAUGGGUGCGCCUUCUGCAGAUACAAUACCGACUCACACAAUAAAAAAAAUAAAAAAACUUUUAAAAACGAACAAGCAUGCAUUUUAUAACACAUGCCUCAAAUAAAAAGAUAAAGUCAACAAAGAAUAUAUCCUAACAGACGUCUUAAAACAUAAAGUGAUACAAUUUAUUUUUUACUCUUAUACAAGUUCCAGCCUUGCCCUCUCAGUGACCCACAGCCCAAUAUAUCCCACCCCAUUGUAAUAAUAUAAUCAAUGCUAUUCACUUCACCUGUAAGUGAGUUUAAAUUGGCGCCGUCACGGCCACAACUGUUUUUUUUUUUUUUUUUUUUUUUAAACCCUGAUGCCACUACAUCGGACUGUCCCCCUAGUGAUCCCCAAAUGCCCCCCAAUAUGAUCCCCAUAUUAGCUUGUGACUGCCACUGCAGCUUUAAUGUUGUGUCUGUUCAGUGUAUAUACAUUCUCACAGAAUUCAGGACACUCACUCAACACCAGAUUCUAAGCUUAGAAAAUGUAAAAUUAUUUUUAAUCUUUUACAAACACCUGGCCUAAGUAAAAUAAUGGGGAUUAAGUAUCAGUAUAUUUAGAUACAGUAUAUCAAAAAUUGAUCAAUUCCCGGACUUACACAAAGACUGCUAAUAAGAGUGACUGUGAUGAUUAAGCUUUGUUUGAAAAUGUAAAACAACAAAAUAACAUUUGGCAAUGCGUACUGGGCAGCGCAGGUUUCUAAACCCUUUUACCACGAGUCUCAGUUUUCAUGUUUGUACACGGAACUUUCCAUGUGAUCAUAGACAAUUAUAGAUUACGGUAUACAAGAAUUUCAAUUAGCAUUUAACCUUCACCAAUCAGGAACCACUAACAUGGUUAAUAAUUCACUUUUUAAUGUGUCCAAUGUGAUCACGGGAGGUUUUACCCUAUAAAAACUCUAUUCCGUUACAUGACUGGUAUUUAAUCUAGCAUGUUAUUUUAUUAUCUUUAUUCUCUUUUAAAACAAAGUUCACAGAAUUGAUUUCUACAAUCAGUAGAAACGAUGCAUUUACCCCUUCGGAGGAGAUUUAAUUCCACCUUUGGUUUAGGCUGCCUUUACAUCUGUAGCCUUAUCAAUUUUUUUUCUUUUAAGUUCUUCUUAAUCAGAGAAACCCAUAGAUACCGUCUAGAAAAUUUAAAUGACAGGUGUUAGAUACUCAGAAGCCCUGCCAUUAUUAUUUCAGAGUAAAAUUAUAUGUCAUCAUGCAUAGUUGUAUUAUCAUGAAAGGCUGUACAACAGGGAUUUAUGGGAGCCAUAGUUUACUUUCAUCGGAGAAAAAGUAAAAAAAAAAAAAAAAAAAAAAGUUUUCUUAAAUUUCCGUCCUUAUGUCUUCUUUUCUAGGUGACAGCCUCCCGGCAGAAUGAAUUCCUUCUUACGAAUGAUAUUAAACAUUUUUUUAUGGCCCAAAAAAAGAAGGUCCAAGUCAAGGCUUGUCUCAAAGGACGGGAGAUGUAAUAUCGAGUUUGGCAACGUAGAAGAACAAUCAAGACUAGCCUUCUUGGCCGACAUUUGGACUACAAUCCUGGACCUCAGAUGGAGAUAUAAGAUGACCAUUUUUAUUUCAGCGUUUCUUGGAAGCUGGUUUCUAUUUGGCUUGCUCUGGUACGCAGUAGCGUACUUACACAAGGACCUUCCAGAGUUUAAUCCACCUAUAAACCACACUCCAUGUGUAGAAAAUAUUAACGGGUUGACGUCAUCCUUUCUCUUCUCUCUUGAAACGCAGGUAACUAUUGGCUAUGGAUUCCGAUGUGUGACCGAGCAAUGCGGCAUGGCAAUUUUCCUACUGAUCAUUCAAUCCAUUCUGGGAGUCAUAAUUAACUCAUUCAUGUGUGGAGCUAUCCUUGCCAAAAUUUCAAGACCAAAGAAAAGAGGUAAAACCAUCACUUUCAGCAAAUAUGCAGUCAUCAGCAAAAGGGCCGGGAAGCUCUGCCUACUUAUCAGAGUGGCCAACCUGAGGAAGAGCUUAUUAAUCGGCGGUCACAUCUACGGUAAACUAAUGAAAACCACAGUUACACCUGAAGGAGAAACCAUUAUCUUGGACCAAGUUAAUAUUGAAUUUAUUGUGGAUGCGGGAAAUGAAAACCUAUUUUUUGUCUCCCCACUGACCAUCUAUCAUGUAAUUGAUAAAACCAGUCCAUUCUUUGAAAUGUCAUCCGAUACCUUAAUGCAACAUGAAUUUGAACUUGUGGUUUUCUUAGAUGGAACCGUGGAAGCAACGAGUGCUACUUGCCAAGUGCGCACAUCCUACACCCCUGAUGAAGUUCUCUGGGGGUAUCGUUUUGCACCCAUUGUAUCCAAAACCAAGGAAGGCAAAUAUCGCAUAGAUUUUUCCAACUUUAGCAAGACGGUGGAGGUGAAUACUCCACACUGCGCUUUUUGUCUCUACAAUGAGAAGGAAGCCAGGGCAAAGGCAAAUAAAGGCUAUGAUAACCCCAGCUUUGUCCUCUCAGAACAAAACGAACCCAAUGACACAAAAAUGUAGCCUUACAAGACACUUAAGGCAUUUAAAGCAUACAAAUCUGUAUUAUAUCCAUAAAACAGACUAUUACAGUACAAAAAUGACUGUGAUUAUACAAGUGAAUUCUCCAUGAGAAAGUAGAAAUAGCAUAAUCAUCAUAAUAUGUCAAGUGUAUUAGAUUAGUGAGUUCAUCCUAGAAUUCUGGUAACCAGCUGCUUUUUAAUAAACAUAGUAAAAAUAAAAUGUAUACAAGUUUAGUUUUGAGGGCGCAAGGAUUAUUUUGAUGCAUCUUAACAGCAUUUGUGUGUAGCAUAUAUAUUGUAAGAUUGGAUAAGACAGCUACAGAAUGUACGCUUACAUGUCAUGGCAUGAGACAAGGUAAGGUGUUGGGUACAUGGACAGGUCAUUUUACCAGACACAAAUUCAUCCUGGAAAGUAUUACCUUAAAAAAACAUGAGAAAAUUCAUCAAUUCAGAAGGUCGUAUCCGAGACAAGUACAGUUGCAAAUAUUAACCAGAAUCAUGUAUCUAACCGUUAACGGUCUGAAAUUCUUUUGAAUUCACUGCAUAUUAUGCUAUGCUUAGAAUGAAAUCCAAGAUCCAGAUUGAGUAACUGGAGCGUAGAGUCAGACAGUUAUUGCCAGGUUUUGUCAUUUCAAAUAAAUAUUGAUUAAAAACCAAGACGCUCCUGUGAGUAAGUAAACAGAACAAAAAAACAAACAAAAACUAAAAAGGAAAACAAAAUACACUGCAUUUUUAUAACGUACUGCAGGACAGACAGCCCACAAAUAAAUUACUAAAAAUUGGAAUUUAAUAAUAAAAAGCAUAAACUGAAUCAAGUUAAUUUAAG
Molecule: messenger RNA, 10751 nt
Organism: Pelobates cultripes (western spadefoot toad)
Lineage: Eukaryota; Metazoa; Chordata; Amphibia; Anura; Pelobatidae
Source: the annotation of a GenBank genome assembly